CGCCUCUGCUUCAUAUAAAUAGAGGGUCACAUUUAUUACUACAUUCUUGCGUGUGACUCGUCGUCAGUCUCCUGCCUAACCAUCUUCAGUACUUGUCUCCUCCUCACCCUCCUUACCACUCAGUCCUCGCCAGAAACAAAACAAGAAAAGAAACGGAAAACAAAAUGGCCACUACCACCACGUUCACACCACCCGCCACCCAAUCGGGCCUGGUUGUCGACGACCAUGACAACGUCAUCAUCCGCCCGGACUGCCCCUUCCCCUCAGUUCCCCCAGACCAGGUCCUCGUCCGUGUGCACGCCGUCGGCGUCAACCCCAGCGACACCAAGAUGCGCGGGCCGUUCGCCCUCCCCCACGCCAUCCUUGGCGCGGAUUUCGCGGGCGAGGUCGUCGCUACCGGGGCAGACGUGACCGACGUGCAGAUAGGCGACCGCGUGUGCGGGGCGCAGAACGAGCUGUUCAGGGAGAGCCCGGAGCGUGGGGCGUUUGCGGCCUACAACGUGACUCGCGGCCGGAUGUGGAUGAAGAUCCCUGACGCGUGGAGUUACGAGGCCGCCGCGAGCCUGCCCGUGGGUCUAUGCACCGCCGGCCUGGCGCUGAAGCUGCUGGGUCUGCCGCUGCCGGACCAGCCGGUCGACAAGGGCGCGCAUGUGCUGGUGUAUGGCGGGAGUACGGCCACGGCGACAAUUGCCAUUCAGCUCUUGAAGUUGUCUGGGUUGAUUCCUAUUGCCGUGUGCUCGCCCAAGAACUUUGCCCUGGCGAGGAGCAACGGUGCCGAGGAGGUCUUUGACAGGCAUGAUAAGGAGUGUGCGCAAAAGAUUAAAUCCUACACGAAAAACAACCUCAAAUACGCACUCGACUGCAUCACCAGCGUCGAGUCGACCGUCCUCUGCUUCGCGGCCAUCGGGCGGGCGGGCGGCAAAUACGUCUCGCUGGACCCGUGGCAGGAGCACGCGGCCACGCGCAAGGUCGUCAAGUGCGACUUCACCGUCGGGCCCAGGGUGUUUGGCGAGGGGUGUACGUGGCCCGCACCGUACGCGAGUGGGCCGGACCAAGAACUGAAAGAGUUCGGGGUGAGGCUCUGGGACGUGGCGAGGACGCUGGUCGCCGAGGGGAAGCUCAAGAACCACCCCCUCAGGGUGCUGGAUGGCGGGUUCGAGGCGGUGAUGGCGGGGAUGGAGCUGAUUCGGGACAAGAAGCUGUCGGGGGAGAAGAUAGUAGUGCGGAUGUAAUCCGUAGAUGCAGAUGUCUCCGUAGAUGUGGAUUGGUUGGUGAAAGACGCUACAGGGUUGACAGUCCAGUGGUAGUUUAAUUAAGGAUUCGGUUUCGGGUGUGUUUUCGGUGUACCGCGCGCUAGCAUGAGGCU
This is a messenger RNA of Colletotrichum destructivum, 1366 nucleotides long. RefSeq names its product Putative GroES-like superfamily, alcohol dehydrogenase-like, NAD(P)-binding domain superfamily. The record is from RefSeq and is a predicted model, not a curated record. Gene Ontology annotation, molecular function: oxidoreductase activity, acting on NAD(P)H. The coding region runs from base 165 to 1232 and encodes 355 amino acids. Lineage: Eukaryota; Fungi; Ascomycota; Sordariomycetes; Glomerellales; Glomerellaceae. The transcript has 3 exons.